Messenger RNA from Haliotis rubra (blacklip abalone), 2424 nucleotides. RefSeq names its product collagen alpha-1(XXVII) chain-like. Bases 22 to 2055 code for a protein of 677 amino acids. The record is from RefSeq and is a predicted model, not a curated record. Lineage: Eukaryota; Metazoa; Mollusca; Gastropoda; Lepetellida; Haliotidae. The transcript is spliced from 15 exons.
UAUGAGACGCGGCGAGUGCCAAUGGCGUCCAACAUGAAGAAGACAUCGUCGCAUUCGGCGACAACGUGUUUGUACAUUAUCGUGGGUUUACAUCUAGCUGCGUUUGUCUCGGUAACGAUCUUUCAAGCAUGGAAGAUACAUCAUUUGGAAAGUCAGCUGCCGAUUGAGACGAUUGGUGAGGAUGUGUUACUUGAAGUUGGAGCCCCUCGAGUUCGACGGCGUGGAAAUGACAGAAUAGGCCGCAGGGAGGCCCAACACCAUGCCACGUCAACUCACCCUGGAGACGAGAUGUUAAGUAAUAUUGUGAAGCAAGAAGUGAUUGCUGUUCUGCAAGAUCUUGUGAGUCUCAUGGGCGAACAAGAAAACUCCCGAUACACUCGUCAAACAGUGGGGUCAGACCUCGGUGACCUUUUCAGAGAUCUGACAGAAGCAGAGUUGCUCAAGUUCGAGAAGUACUGCUCUAACGACAGCAAGAUAUGUCUACCAGGUCCCAAGGGGGAACAAGGCGAUGCCGGGGUGAAGGGCGGCAGAGGACUUGUGGGCGAGAAAGGAGAUACCGGUGUAAAGGGAGAGCCGGGGAUACAAUCACCCCCUGGCCCUAAAGGAGAUCCGGGAUACCCAGGUUCCCCGGGUCCUAAAGGUGAAGCAGGCACUGACGGUAUAUCCGGACCCAAGGGCGAGGUCGGUAGUAAGGGAAACAUCGGCUUGACUGGACUUACUGGUUUGAAGGGGGAGCCCGGACCAUAUGGUCCAGCAGGCCCACAGGGUCCUAAAGGUGAAGCUGGACCUAAAGGGGAUCUUGGUGUUGCUGGUCCGAAGGGAGAUGUUGGUCCAGCUGGGGCUAAGGGCGACACGGGUGACAUAGGGCUUCAAGGUGUUCAAGGUCCAAUGGGGCUUAGUUCACCGCCAUCAGCAGCAUGUUGCAUGAAUCUGACCGAGCCGUCAUUCCAUGCACAGAGUGGCUCCAUCACCGUCACCGAAGGAUCUCCGGUUGUACUGGGCUGUGAUCCCAUUGGCUACCCUCCACCUCACGUGACAUGGACCCCUGACCUUUCCACACUCGACCCUUCCCGGUUUUCUUUGAAGGACUAUGAUCUCACCAUCAGCAACGUGACCGUGGGCGACCAAGGUGCCUAUACCUGCACGUCCUCUAAUGUGUUCGGGACAGAACAGAAGGUGAUCCUGCUUCAGGUUUUGAGACACAUAAAGGUGACCAGUGGCUACGUGAACCACACAGUCCAUGAAGGUGAGCCCGUGAUGCUGGAGUGCACGUUCGACAGUGAGAGGCCUCUGUCAAUCAGUUGGUAUCACGUCGAUGUGGACGGGACAAGUCAGAAGGUCACGGUGGGUAUCAGCCCCACGACGGGCGGGUCCCAGCUGUAUCUGCCCAUCUCCCGGUACCAGGACAGUGGACGCUACAUCUGCGAGGCUGACAAUGGACUCGAAACAGUGGAUUUCAACAGCUUCCUCAGUGUGGAAUCUCGACCCCACAUCAGUAGUAUUUCCGGUAACGGCGUUGUCACGGUAAACACAGGGCAGACAAUCCGGCUGUGGUGUAACGCUACGAGCUUCCCUCCAGCCACCGUUGUAUGGACAAGCACGGCUGCCAACUCCCAUCUGUUCAGCCACAGAGACGGGUCUCUGUCUGUGGUUAACAUCGAUAAAACGGACGAGGGACGUUACAGAUGUCAGUCCCAGAAUUCCCUCGGCUACGAUGUGGCGUAUAUUACUCUGACAGUACAAGACCCACCAAAGGCCAGUCUAGCACCAAGUGUCACCCCCGCAAAGGGGGUCAUCUUCUUUGACUGUACGGUCAGUGGCGACCCACCUCUUCAGGUCACGUGGGCAAAAGAUGGCCAGCCUCUUGACCCUGACCAACAAGGCAAGUACGUGCAGAUACCUUGGUCAAGCGGCGGCAGCCACAAGCUGCUCAUCAACCAAAUCUCCCCACCGACUACGGACUGCACCAAUCUGUACCGCCACAGACAGUUCUGGCAUCGGCCACCAGUAGUGCAUAUGCCUACAAGGACCAGGGACCAGGAACCUGUAAUGUGACAUUCUCCCAGUGUACAUCUGAAUACUGCGGACCGUUCUAACCCGGAUCUUCACGGGUGAUGAUAGAUACUUUAAAAAUGUCCGAUCCAGUUCCACCUCCUUCAGUUUGCAACUGUAUUGCAGGUUGUACAAAGUCCUCCUCGGUGUGCCGCGCCGCCAUACACGAUGGUCUGUUGCCUGAACAUGCACCAGGAACAGUGGUGUGGGAGAAUGUUGGUCAGUACAGUCAGUUCACUGCCACAGGUUCACACGGGGUGACGUCACUAGCACUGGGAAACCCUGCCCUGGGAGCGAAACCUCUGGUCCUGGACAAGAAGAAUCUGUGAUGUAGAUGAAAUAUGUCAUUUUCAAUAAACCAUCACACCAUAA